This is a messenger RNA of Oncorhynchus tshawytscha (Chinook salmon), 5014 nucleotides long. Its product is annotated as zinc finger protein 271. Lineage: Eukaryota; Metazoa; Chordata; Actinopteri; Salmoniformes; Salmonidae. Gene Ontology annotation, biological process: regulation of transcription by RNA polymerase II. Bases 183 to 2348 code for a protein of 721 amino acids. The transcript has 4 exons. The record is from RefSeq and is a predicted model, not a curated record. Gene Ontology annotation, molecular function: RNA polymerase II cis-regulatory region sequence-specific DNA binding; DNA-binding transcription factor activity.
UGUUGGAUGCCACCCGCCGUUAAACCACACCGAAGAAGAUGAUCCCGUCAAACAGAUGUGUUUAUACCAUAUAGAAUAAUACAUUUGAACGAUUCUGAUUGCUCUCACAGGAUCUCAUAAUUUCCAUUUACAGCCAAACAAUUACAGAAAAGUAACUGUUCAGAUCCACCUCCAGCCCGACCAUGUCUGAGCCGGGUCCUGGCUGUGGUGAUCCGGCCCAGAGGAGCUCACAACAGGGUCCAGAGGUGGUGUCAGUGAAGCUGGAGGACUGCGGUCAAACACUGGAGCUCAAUGUGAUUGUGAAAGAGGAGGAGGAGAGAGAAAUCAAGGAGGAAGAAAACAGUGACUCGGGAAAGAGCUCCAACCCAGACUCAGACAGCAAGCCCAGUCCCACAGCAUCAGGAAAUCAUAAACAAUGCAGACAGAAGCCCCAACCCUGCUGUAGCGACAGUUUUAUUUGUCCAACUCACCUCAAAUCACUCAAACAGACUCCCAAAAUAAAGAAGACAUACCUCUGCUCCCAAUGUGGGAAGAGUUUCAGUCGGACAGGAGACCUAAAGAGUCACGAGAGAUCACACAGUAAAAAAGCCUUACCACUGCGCUCGAUGUGGGGAGGGAUUCACUCAGCUUGGAAGUCUAAAAAGAGAUCUAAAGAAUCACAGAGAUCACACAGUAGGGAGAAGCCUUACCACUGCUCUCUUUGUGGGAAGAGUUUCAAUCAACCCGGAAACCUAAAGAGUCAUCAGCGAAUACACAUAGAAGAGAAGCCUACCAGUACUGUCAAUGUGAUUGUCAAAGAGGAGGAGGGUGAGAGGAAAAUCAAUGAUAAGGUAAAGAGAGAAGUUGAGGAAAGUAAUGGUGUAGUUGACUCAGGUACAUCAAGACUACCUGGUCGUGGGAGUUACCCCUGUCCUCAGUGUGGGAAGAAUUUUAGUUCCUCAAGUAAUCUAAAGAAUCAUCAAAGAGUACACACUGGAGAGAAACCUUUCCACUGCUCAGUAUGUGGGAAGCGUUUCCGUGAGAAAGCACACCUUAAGAGACAUGAGAGGGUACAUAAUGGAGAGAAGCCUUACAACUGCUUCGAAUGUGGGAAGAAUUUCCGUGUGGAAGAGACCCUACAGAAACACCAGAGAAUCCACACAGGAGAGAAGCCUCACCACUGCUCUCUUUGUGAGAAGAGUUUUAAUCAUUCAGGAAGCCUUAAAGAACAUCAAAGAAUACAUAGUGGAGAAAAGCCUUACCACUGCUCUCUUUGUGGGAAGAGCUUCCAUCAUUCAGGAACCUUUAAGAAACAUCAGCAAAGACACAUUGGAGUGAAACCUACCUGUAAUCUCAAUGUGAUUGUCAAAGAGGAGGAUGAUGACUGUACUCUCAAUGUGAUUGUCAAAGAGGAGGAUGAUGACUGUACUCUCAAUGUGAUUGUCAAAGAGGAGGAUGGUGACUGUACUCCCAAUGUUAUUGUCAAAGAGAAGGAUGAUGACUGUACUCCCAAUGUGAUUGUCAAAGAGGAGGAUGAUGACUGUACUCUCAAUGUGAUUGUUAAAGAGGAGGAUGACCCAGAUACAUCAAGACUACCUGAUUGUGGUCGUUACCCCUGUCCUCAAUGUGGAAAGAAUUUUAGUUCCUCGAGUAAUCUAAAGAAUCAUCAAAGAGUACACACUGGAGAGAAACCUUUCCACUGCUCUGCAUGUGGGAAGAGUUUCAGUGAGAAAGCAAACCUUAAGAGACAUGAGAGAGUACAUGAGAAGGAAAAGAGAGGAGUUGAGGAAGAGGAGAAAACUGGUAGUGUAGUUGACCCAGGGACAUCAAGACUACCUGGCCGUGGGAGUUACCCCUGUCCUCAAUGUGGGAAGAGUUUCAGUUCCUUAGGUAAUCUAAAUAAUCAUCAAAAAGUACACACGGGAGAGAAGCCUUACCACUGCAGCCAAUGUGGGAAGAGCUUCAGUGAGAAAGCAAACCUAAAGAGACAUGAGAUAGUGCAUAGUGGAGAGAAGCCUUACCACUGCACCCAAUGUGGGAAGAAUUUCCGUGCGGCAGAUACCCUACAGAAACACCAGAGAAUCCACACAGGAGAGAAGCCUAACCACUGCUAUUUUUGUGGGAAGAGCUUUGAUAAUUUAGGCAGCCUUAAGGAACAUAAAAAAAUACACAAUGGAGAGAAGCCUUACCACUGCACUCAAUGUGGGAAGAGCUUCAAUUACUCAGGAAAUUUUAAGAAACAUCAAAGAAUACAUAUUGGAGAGAAUCCUACCUUUAUUCUCAAUGUGAUUGUCAAAGAGGAGGAGGAAGAUGGAAAAGAGAGAGAAGUUGAGGUCGAGGAGAGAGAAGUGAAGGAAGAGGCUACAUAAGCUAACUAGGAAGGGAGAGUUAUACCUCAUAUCUUUGCAAUGCUGUCUUCUGUGUCAGUAUGGGAUUGGGCAGCACCAUUGAGAGCAAUCUCCUUUUUAAAAUAGUCCAUAUCUUCUACUUCCAUGAGUGUAUUGGAAGGUAGCAAAUCAACUGAAAAAGUACACACCACCUCCUAAUGUACUGCAGUGUGUACAGUCUGAACAGGAUACCACCUCCUAAUGUACUGCAGUGUGUACAGUCUGAACAGGAUACCACCUCCUAAUGUGCUGCAGUGUGUACAGUCUGAACAGGAUACCACCUCCUAAUGUGCUGCAGUGUGUAUCAUCUGAACAGGUACAAAACCAAGGUUGGUGAUUUACUGCUACCUGCAGUUAUGGAAUGUUAUCUCAGGACUAUAAUUCAUUGGUUAACUCCUUCUGCUGACCUGGAUGGAAUUAUAGCAUCCUUCCUUAACCCACAGGAAGUCCCACCAUUUUGACUACUUCAAAAUGGUGAAAGUCCUCAAUGGUGCUGCUCGUUAGACAAUACAGUGGAAAAGCCUCACCAUUGCUCUCCAUUAUAUAAAAUCUCUUAUUCACUAAAGCAUGUGAUAAAUAUAUCUGUAUAGAAUCUGCGUUCUAGGUUCAUUUGACCGUGGGUUGUCGACAAUGCAGCUUUUAAAAAGGCAAUUUCCGACUGUGUGAACAUAUGCAGCAUUUACCAGGAAUAAGAAACACGCGAUAGUGGGAACAUUGUCUUUAAAAGUCGGAUUGAAUCCCAGCUUCUGUUUAGUCAUGGUAAAAACAUGACAUCUUUCUUCCAUUUAUUUUCUUCCAUUUAGCAGAAGUCUUUAUCCAAAGUGAUUUGUUCAGGAUGUAAAGCACAGACAACACAAAACAACAAUAUCUAAACGCAUUAAAGGACCAAUCCAAAGUUGAACCAAUAACAAAGCGAGGCACCCUUGUUUUGGUAUAAAGCUUAGGGAUGGACCUGGAGAAGUGUAACCACUUUCACAUUCAUAGACAGAGCAAUGGACUGACCAUUCAUGAUCUCAAAAUGAUAAUUUUAGCUAUGGACUGACCAUUCAUGAUCUCAAAAUGAUCUGCUAUGGAUUGACCAUUCAUGAUUUCAAAAUGAUCUGCUAUGGAUUGACCAUUCAUGAUCUCAAAAUGAUCUGCUAUGGACUGACCAUUCAUGAUUUCAAAAUGAUCUGCUAUGGAUUGACCAUUCAUGAUCUCAAAAUGAUCUGCUAUGGAUUGACCAUUCAUGAUCUCAAAAUAAUCUGCUAUGGACUGACCAUUCAUGAUCUCAAAAUAAUCUGCUAUGGAUUGAUCAUUCAUGAUCUCAAAAUGAUAAUUUUAGCUAUGGACUGACCAUUCAUGAUCUCAAAAUGAUAAUUUUAGCUAUGGACUGACCAUUCAUGAUCUCAAAAUUAUAAUUUUAACCAUGUUUUAGGCUAUACGGGGUUUGUUUACAUUUACAAUGUUUCCAAACAUUGGAGGAAAACAAAUUUAUAUUUUGUGGUUCUGAUGGAGUGUGACAGUUAAAAUAAUCUUAUGAGGGAUUAUAAAUUAAUAGUUUUCAAGAAUCAAUAGGGAUAUACAGUAUCAUUCAUUUAUAUAAGUCUAAAAAUGUAUGUUACAACUGCAGAGCCCCACUUUAAACACUACAGUAUCAUAACAUAUUUACAUAUACCAUUACAACAGUAGAUCACCCCUUUAAUCACUACAGUAUCAUAACAACAGUAGAUCACCCCUUUAAUCACUACAGUAUCAUAACAUAUUUACAUAUACCAUUACAACAGUAGAUCACCCCUUUAAACACUACAGUAUCAUAACAUAUUUACAUAUACCAUUACAACAGUAGAUCACCCCUUUAAUCACUACAGUAUCAUAACAACAGUAGAUCACCCCUUUAAUCACUACAGUAUCAUAACAUAUUUACAUAUACCAUUACAACAGUAGAUCACCCCUUUAAACACUAUACCAUUACAACAGUUCACAGUAACAGAGGUCAGAUAGGCCUACAGUUUACGUUGUUGAACAGUGUCUCUGCCCUACUUUUUAAACUGAUGAGUGAGAUGUGUAAAGAAGGUACAUUUGGAUCACCUAUUACACGUUGUACAAGGUACAUUGAUAAGUUGAUCUGAAAUACAACCUGCCCCGCCUCCUUCCUGUUUAUGAGUAGUACAGCAUCAAGAGAAUAAUGCCCUGUGGGCUAUCCUAUUGAAUACAACAUAUGUCCAUAGAAUCAUCCCACUGGGCACAGACGUCAGUUCAACGUCUACUUUUAAUUCAUAUUUGGUUGUGAAUUCAACAAAACAUUUCACCAUGUCAUUGGAUUUAGGUCAAAAUAUAUUUUUUAAAUUAAAUUCCCAAAACAUUUAAAUACUUUUUUUCAAAUCCAAUCAGUUUUCCACGUCGAUUCAACGUCAUCACAUUUGACGUUUUUUUGGGUUGAAAUGACGUGGAAACAACGUUGAUUCAACCAGUUUUUUUUUUUUUGCCCAGUAGGAUUAUGACAGAAUUCAGCCAUUCUUUUUUUAAACUCAGGAGAAGGGCUGGUCUGGAUUGACAUCAGAAGUAAACAAUGAGUGUAUUGUUGUGUCAUCAUCUGGAUGUAACCGGUGUGUAAAAAUAUAUUGCCAAGUAUCCUGGAAGUGAAUUAUAAAUACAAACAGAACAAA